AUGCCUGCGGCCACCAUGUUUUCCAAAUUUAAAAGUGGAAACCAAGCACCACAGAAUCCCAUCGAUGCCAAUCCCAUUACCCAAUAUUUUGAAAUCGGUAAACCUGUUGCUUGUGCUGGACCUGAAUUGAUUUGGAAAGUACACGACGCAUAUCGUAAGAGCGAUGGAAAGGAAUGUUCUGUGUUCCUUUUUGAAAAGCGUUGUGCUGAAAAGUUGCACAAACCAAAGAGAAAGGAAACAGUGACGGAACUUUUGCGAACGUCAGUCAAGCAUCUAGAGCGUUUCCGCCAUCCGAAGAUUCUACAAAUAAUCCAUACAGUUGAGGAAUGUCCCGAAACAUUAGCUUUUGCAACCGAACCCGUUUUAGCUAGUUUAGCAAAUAUUUUAGCUUUUUAUGAUGUAACUUUUCCAACACCAACGACGGGAGCAUCCCAAGCAAAUCAACCCCAAAUGCCCCAGCGACCUGCUCAUGCAACAGAAUAUAACUUUUUGGAUAUUGAAUUGAAAUAUGGGAUUUUGCAGAUAACGGAAGCUUUAUCUUUCCUUCACUAUUCGGGUCAAAUGAUUCAUAAGAAUGUUUCUCCCUCGUCAAUAUUAGUGACAAGAAAAGGAACUUGGAAGUUGGCAGGCUUCGAGUUUAUUGAGCGUUGUCACGAAUCGGAUGCUGUUGAACCUGUCAUCUGUCAGCCAUGGAGUACAAGGUUGUCUAAAAUGGCACAACCAAAUCUCGAUUACAUGGCUCCUGAAAUACAAGUUAACUCCAACUGUAGCAUAUUAAGCGACAUGUUCUCAUUAGGGAUGGUGAUUUGUUCGAUUUUCAACAAUGGAAAACCAUUAAUUCAAGCACAAAACUCACCAUCAGCUUACAUAAAGCAACUAGAAAUGCUUGACGAGACUGUUCGUAAUAUGCUACCACGAAUACCAAUACCAUUGCAAGAAGCAACAUCUAGAUUAGUAAAUAAACAACCGGGACCAAGGCCCACCGCUCAGCUUUUGCAGCUCAUAAAAUAUUUUAGCGAUCCUGCUGUGCAUGCUUUACAGUUUCUCGACGUUAUUAACAUGAAAGACCCGACACAAAAAGCUCACUUCUAUCGCAGUACAUUGAAAGAUGCUCUUCCAUUUAUUCCACGAAAACUAUGGUGGCAGCAUGUUUGGCCAUGCUUACAGCAAGAGAUGAGAGCAGCUGAGGUGUUAGCUGCCGUGCUUCAACCAGCAUUAGCAAUGGUGCAAGAAGCCACUCUUAACGAAUAUGAACAAGUUAUAUUGCCAACUUUCAAAAUGGUAUUUGCAUCCCCUAAAUCUAUUCAAGCAACUGUUACGCUUCUCGAGAACCUGCAUAUAAUCCUCGAAAAAACACCACAGAAUGACAUUCGAUCUGAGGUUUUGCCUCUGCUAUUCAACUCAUUCGAAAGCAACACAAUGCAAAUUCAGAGUGCGGCUUUAGUGGCUGUUGCAAAUGUUUACGAAUACGUCGAUGAGCUCUCGAUAAGAAGAAUGGUUUUACCUAAAAUUAAAACAGUUUUCGAGAAAAAUCAGAGCGAUUUGAAAAUCAUGGCAAAUGUUCUCCAAUGUGUUGAGAGAAUUCUGGACAAACUUGAUAAGUCACAAAUUAUCGAUGAAGUUCUUCCAAUGCUGUACGAGAUUCGACUUUCUGAUCCUGAAAUUAUUCUACGCGUUGUCCACAUUUAUAGAAUUAUGUUGAGCGAUAAGAAAUACGGUUUAUCUGUGAACAUGAUGGCAACGCGUGUUCUUCCAUCGCUUGUUCCACAAACAGUUAAUCCAUCAUUGAAUUUGGAACAGUUUAUGAUUCUCCUUGAAGUACUUCAAGAAAUGCUCGAUUGUAUCGACAGGCAACAACGCAAUAAAUUGAAAUUGGAUAAUUUAUCUCUGCCUUCCCCAGAACGUCAUCGUCCUUUGCGCCAUCAAUUUUCAUCAGAUAAUAUGCACGUUCCACCUUUUAAUAUCCCUAAUCUGCGAAUCGAUCAGCGAAAAACGUCUAGUGCAGAAGAUAUGGCGAGAAAGAACUCAACAGGUUCCAUAAGGUCAGGUAUGUUGGGAAGUUGGUGGUUUGGUGGUGGACCAUCAUCACCAGAUAGCAACUAUCUUCGUGUAGCAAAUGCUGCAUUCCCUAACCGUCGUUUAUCUGAUAACACGUUGAUGACACCUAAAAUAAGAAUAGCUCCGUCUUGUGCGUCGUCACCCGGUGGGACACCUGGAGGCGGAUUGCCAAUACGACGACAUUCUAGCAUCGGCCCACAAGAACGUAGAGCUUCAGCAAUGAAUCUAUCGCCGCCCACGGGAGGAUCAAUGCCGAAUACAUCAAGCACAAGUGUCCCAUUCUUGCUAUCAUCCAGUAUGCAGUCUAUUCGUUCACGUCGAACUUCAACAGUUCUUUCAUCAGGUCCUCUAGGGUCUGGCUCUGGCUUGUUGUCUCAACUUGGUACAGGCAUGGUAAGAACUCCUAUAAAUUCCUCCGUUUCAGGCAACGCAAGUCCUGUGCAUCAAUUAAAUGGAAAUCGAAAUUAUGUUCGCAAGUGUCCGUCACUCAAUAUAACUUUUAGCAAUUAA
Clunio marinus is the source of this 2568-nucleotide messenger RNA. The record is from the annotation of a GenBank genome assembly. Lineage: Eukaryota; Metazoa; Arthropoda; Insecta; Diptera; Chironomidae.